AUGAGCUCAGAGGUGCUGGUGUCCCGGCCGCACUACGAUGACAGAGCAGUAGCCCUGGGCGUCCCUGCUCAGGACCCCCCAGUGGAACCAGACGUCACACCACCAUCCUCCGGCUCUGCUCCUGUUGGGUACCGCUCGGCCAAGUAUACACCGGCCGAGUGGUUCUCCAAGUACCACAGCAUUCUACAGAAGGCCACCACAGACCAUGGUGAAGCAGAGAGGGUACAGAGACUGUCAAAAGUCCUGUCCCAGGACACAGAGACUGACACGCAGCACACACAGGCUCAGAACACGCGUCUGCUGGGGGACCGGCUGCAGGACAUCCACUACUGGAGGUCUGAGCUGCAGCAGCACAUCUCCCAGCUGCAGGCUGACAUACAGGCUCUGUGCGGGCAGAGGCUGAGGCUGGAGAGAGCGCUGGACGCUACAGAAAUACCCUUUGCCAUAGCUACAGACAACCUGACCUGUCGGACCCAGAGGCCAGCACCAGACCUGGUCCAGGACUUGGUGGAAGAGGAGCUGCUCAAGGAGGUGGACCUCAUCAAAAACAUCCAGGCUCUGCUGAGGAGGACCACAGCUCAUGUGGUCAGUCAGAUCAAGAUGCUGGGCCUCAGCUCCCUGUUGCUGCUGCUGCUCUGCGCAGCUCAUCUGUCCGCUCAGGACGUGCUGGUGCGACUCGCAGGUGUGGGCCGGCGCGGCCCAAAUGAGGGCCGUGUGGAGGUCUUCUAUAACGGAGCCUGGGGAACCAUCUGUGACGACGAGGUGGACCUCAAUCUGGCCAAGGUGGUCUGCCAGCAGCUGGGCUUCCUCCGUAGCCUCACAUGGGCACACAGCGCCAAAUUUGGUGAAGGACAAGGUUUGAUCUGGUUGGACAACGUUAUGUGCAGCGGCACAGAGCAGUCCAUUGCAGAGUGCCGCUCCAAUGGCUGGGGCAUCAACGACUGCACCCAUGCAGAGGACUUGGGUGUAAUCUGUGGCCCUGAGAGGAGGCCAGGGUUCCCUCCUGCAUCAAUGGACGAAACCUCUUACAACCGGCCUCCUCAGCCCCAGCAGGGGGCCCAUGAGCAAGUGCAGCCAGUGGGGCCUCCAGCUGAGCUUGCACCCCACUCUCACAACCCCUCACGGGGGCAUCAGAUCGCUCUUCAUCGUGGGGCAUCCUCAUCGCGCCGUAGUAGUCUGUCACCGCAGCAAAACGGACAUGAGAUUCAGAUCCUCCGCAGACACCGCGGAAGCUCCAGACCGGGACAACAGAGUGGCCAGGGAGUGCCACAGGGGCACCAGCUGCCAUCUCGCCUCAUCAACAGCGCCGCCUACAGGCAGAGACACGACACAACAAGGCUAAGUCCACAAGCAGUGAGACGAGAGGCAGAGGGCCAGAUGAACAGACCCCCGGCCCAUUCCCAAUCAGAGAGGCGUCCUGACCAACAGCCCCUCAGCGGGAACCAUGUGGACCCAGAGCCCGUGUAUCCUGACCCAGGACAUGAGACUCAAUACACACAGGGGGCCGAGAAGGCUCAUGUGGAGGAGAUCCGUCUGCGGCCAGUGUUGACCGGUAAUCAUGGUGGUCUGGUCACAGAAGGGGUGCUGGAGGUCAAACAUGCUGGAAAAUGGCGUCAUGUGUGCAACCACGGAUGGGACCUGAGCAGCAGUCGUGUCGCCUGCGGCAUGUUGGGAUUCCCAGCUGCACAAGCCCUUGACUUGAACCCUUACAGGAAACUGUGGGACUCCAAACUGUCUGAUCCAUCUUCCAGGCUGGGGGGGCUGGUCUCUAAGAAGGCUUACUGGGUGGAGAAGGUGCAGUGUCAGGGCGUGGAGGCUUCUCUGUCUCAGUGUCAGACGCUGCUGUCUCUGCCCCGCGAAGAGGUGCCCUGUCGCGGCGGGAUGCACGUGGUGGUCCGCUGUGUCCCUGGAGCUCAGUUCAGCCGCUCCGGCAGAGCUCCUGCUCCUCCCGCCACACCUCCAGUAGUGCGUCUGAAGUCCGGGCCCCGGCUUGGAGAGGGCCGGGUGGAGGUCCUGAAGGAGGGCAAGUGGGGCUCCAUCUGUGACCAUCUGUGGGACAUCAGUGACGCCAACGUGGUCUGCAGAGAGCUGGGCUUUGGGACCGCCAAAGAGGCCAUGGGACAGGCUCAGCUGGGACAGGGUACCGGCCCCAUCCACAUGAACAGUGUCCAGUGCACAGGCCGGGAGAGGACCAUCAGCGAAUGUAGCUACAGACCAGUACCGCUGUACACCUGCAAACACAACCAGGAUGUGUCUGUGCGAUGCAAUGUUCCCAUCACCGGGAUGCAGGCUUCGGUGCGCCUGGCUGGAGGAAGAGAAAGAGCUGAGGGUCGAGUGGAGGUGCUGAUGGACGUUGGAGGAGUGAAGCGAUGGGGUUCUGUGUGCAGCGAAAACUGGGGGAUCAACGAGGCCAUGGUGGUGUGCCGACAGUUGGGUCUGGGCUUUGCGUCCAAUGCACAUCAGGAGACGUGGUACUGGCCCAGCUCUGCAGACGCUGGAGAGGUUUUACUGAGUGGAACACACUGCACCGGCAGCGAAAUGUCCAUCCAACACUGUCGACGAAACACAAACGUCUACUGUCCCAGAGGAGGAGAGGGCCGAGCAGCAGGAGUCACUUGUGUUGAGGCUGCCCCUGACCUGGUGGUGGAUUCUCAGCUGGUCCAGGAGACGGCGUACCUGGAGGAUCGGCCGCUGCACCUGCUCACCUGUGCUCAGGAGGAGAACUGUCUGUCGUCCUCCGCGGCCCGGAUGCACUGGCCCUACGGCCACCGGCGUCUGCUGCGCUUCUCCUCACGCAUCAUGAACGUGGGACAGGCUGACUUCAGGCCGCGAGCCUCCAGGGAGGACUGGGUCUGGCACCAGUGCCACAGGCACUACCACAGUAUUGAAGUCUUUACCCAUUAUGAUCUACUGACACUCAACGGGACUAAAGUGGCUGAAGGACACAAGGCAAGUUUCUGCUUGGAGGACACCUACUGCCCUGAAGGCCUCCAUAAGCGCUACGCCUGCUAUAACUUGGGACAACAGGGCAUCUCUGUGGGCUGCUGGGACACAUACCGCCACGAUAUUGACUGUCAAUGGAUCGACGUAACAGAUGUGCGGCCGGGAGAAUACAUCUUCCAGGUGGAAGUCAAUCCUUCUUUAGACAUGGCAGAGUCUGACUUUCAGAACAACGUGAUGCGGUGUCGAUGCAAGUACGACGGAGCUCGAGUUUACAUGUUCGGCUGUCACGCAGGCGAUGCAUACAGCGCAGAGGCUGAGGAUUUGUUCGACCAUCAACAGCAGAUUUCCAACAACUUCCUGUGA
Messenger RNA from Knipowitschia caucasica, 3306 nucleotides. Lineage: Eukaryota; Metazoa; Chordata; Actinopteri; Gobiiformes; Gobiidae. The record is from the annotation of a GenBank genome assembly.